GUAUAGAGUUUAUUUAAAAAGCGAAAUUAAAAGUUCUGUGCAAAUUAUUACAUUUUGGUGUUUGUUUUUAAAUAAAAGAAAUUUAUAAAUAGAAAAUAUUCUUAAACAAAUUACAACUUAAAUAUUAGCUUAAAUGCAUACGGAUAUAUUGAUUGGAGAUCAAUUUGUAGCAUCAACAAAUUAUUGGGUAAUGCAGUCUCCCGAAUUAGACUAUCGGCAUGAGCUGAUGGGUCGUUUGCAUAAAAUUGAACCAGAUGUAGAAUUGGAAGUUUUAACAGCCACCAGCUCAGCCAAUCACCAUCAUCAUCAUCAUUUGCAUCACCAUCAUCAUCAUUUGCAGCAUUUGUCGCCGCAGCAACAGUAUCAGCAGUAUCAUCAAACCAACAAUAGCAGCAGCAACACAAACAAUCAACAUUUUCAACAUCAACAAUUAACCACACAACUUAGCAAUAGCAGUAAUACCAGCAAUAGUAGUAAUAGCAAUAACAACACCAACAACAACAGCAGUAGUAAUAACAACAAAAACAAUAGUAGCAGCAACAAUAGUAGUAGUAACAACAGUAAUAAUAAUAAUAAUAACAGUAGCAGUACAACUAGUAAUACAAAUAGUACAACAAAUACAAAUCAUUUAAAUGAUCAAUGGCCGCAUAAUACAAAUCAUGAGCAUACAACCACCCCAUCGGCAGCCUCAACCAAUGCAUAUGAUACUGCACAGCCCACUGUACUGGUGGUGGGUUCAACGGCUUCAACCACCACCAACAAUUUAACGCAGCAACAUACAACACCCACCGAUAACCUUACCAGCAAUAAUACAAUAGAAAAUCCUCCUAUUCGCUCGCCAACAACACCCGCCGCCUCCUCCAACGACAUCACCUCAUCAUACAACAACAACAGUUAUGAUGCAAACGUUACCAACACGUAUUAUACAGCGGUCGCAACCACCGCAACCAGCGAUAAAGAAUAUUUAUUUGACACCAAAAAUAAAGAGGCUCUUUGCAAUCCCUACACCAAUAUUGAUGAUCCCUAUGGACGCCCAGCUUUAUGGGAGGAAAUAGCCAGCUCAAUACAAAAUAUAGAUCCUGAAAAUGCUCCGAUACUAGGCUCAAAUCCAAAUACAAUGCACCAACAUGUGCAUACACAGCAGCAGCAGCAACAAAACCAAAAUUCAACAACACCCACAGAUCAUACCCUGCUAACACAAGUUAAAAUGGAAGCAAUUGAUGAUACUCUGCUAGAGACAUUAUCAACACCAUUGCUCAGUCCUUUGGAGAUAAAGAAAGAAAAUGUUACCAAUAGUCUGUCCAUGCAACCGUUGACACCACAACAAACACCCACGCAUCACUAUUAUGGCCAACAUCAACAACAGCAGCAGUCUUAUCAGCAGCAACAUCACUCACUACACUCACAUCCGCACCAACAUCAGCCUCAUCCACAUCAUCAGCACCACCAUCAUCAGCAACAACAACAUCAACAACACCACCAGCCUCAACAUUUGCAACAGCAGCAACAACAACAACACCAGCAUCACCAUCAUUUACAGCAAUCACAACAUUUAUAUCAACAUCAUCCCAGUUUAACGGAGGAACAUCAUUUGACAACCAUGUUUACCAAUUUAAAUUCCCAUACUCAUCCUCAUGGCCAUGCACAUGUUGCUCUGCAGCAUCAACAGCAGCAAAACUUACUGCUGCACAGCAAUAGCAAUAGUCCCUCAAAUCGUUGCAGCAGCACCGCCAGUAGUCACAAUGCCGAUGUUGCUCUCAAUGUUGCAGAAACCACAAAUUUAUUAAGUCUAAAUGGUUCGACGGCGGAUCAUGUGAACGCCUAUCAGCAAUACGGUCAUAAUAAUUAUUUAAAUGAUAGUUUAAGUAUAAACACAACAACACAACUGGCUCAAAAUACAUCAAUGCAUCAUCAUCAGCAGCAACAACAACAGCAGCAGCAGCAACAUCAACACCAUCUAACACCUUUAGCUGCCUCAACGCCAACAAUUGGGUCUCAGAAUUCCGCCACAGCCGCAUUGCAAAAUCUUAAAAAUCUCAGCAAUAACAACAAUAACAACAACAAUACAAGUAAUAAUAAUAAUAAUUAUACAACUGCUGCUACAGCAACCACCGCAUAUCCAUGGCAUAGCAGUCAGCCUUUUCAUAGUAAAUACCAAAUACCCGCUCCACCGCCGCCACCACCUCAUCAUUUACAAAAUGCACAAUUAUGUCCACCUGCUCUAAUACCGGCCGCACAAUCACAAACCAGUAGUGGCAGCAGCAGUGCGGCCAGCAAUAGUAGUUCAAGGCAUAUGUUUGUGCCGCCACUAACACCUCCCAGUUCUGAUCCCGGAAGUCCGGGUAGUUCAAUGGCAGCAGCAGCCGCACAUGCUGUAGCUCAAGCUAAUCAACAUCAACAGCAGCAACAACAACAACAACAACAACAACACCAGCAUCAUAAUCAGCAGCAGCAGCAAAACAAUAGACGUACAACACCUCCACCUCCUUACCAACAGCAGCAGCAGCAACAGCUACAACAACAGGGUCAUCCACUUUCCUCCAUCUGCCCCAAUAUUAUAACACUGCAUUCUAGUUCUCCCACAGCUGUGGGCCAUCUUAUGAGUCCGGGUCGUUCUCUAACCACAUUGGGCCAAACAGGUGCUCAGUUGUUGGUUAAUUCAUCAGCCAAUAGCAAUACAGCAGCAAUAGCUGCUUCUACAACUAAUAACAGCAACAUUAGCUCAACGACUAGGGGCGGUGGUCAUACAGCGUCAGUGUCGUCAUCUGCCUCAGCUACACCGGCUCAUUUGGCCAACUUAAUUGUGCCAUCUGUGCGUUCAGUACGCUAUAAUCGUCGCAAUAAUCCCGAGUUGGAGAAAAGACGUAUACAUCACUGUGAUUAUGUGGGUUGUACAAAAGUUUAUACCAAAAGUUCACAUUUAAAGGCACACCAAAGGAUACAUACAGGCGAAAAACCCUACACCUGUCAGUGGCCUGAAUGUGAAUGGCGAUUUGCACGUUCCGAUGAGUUAACGCGUCAUUAUCGCAAACACACAGGAGCGAAACCCUUCAAGUGUAUUGUGUGCGAAAGAAGUUUUGCACGAAGUGAUCAUUUAGCUUUGCACAUGAAAAGGCAUUUACCGAAAAAUAAAUAGAAAAAAUAACAACCAACAAGCUAAAAUUUCAAAAAAAUAACGAAAAAUCAAAUAAAAAAAACAUAAAAAAAAA
Molecule: messenger RNA, 3209 nt
Organism: Calliphora vicina (urban bluebottle blowfly)
Lineage: Eukaryota; Metazoa; Arthropoda; Insecta; Diptera; Calliphoridae
Gene: dar1
Product: dendritic arbor reduction 1
Exons: 6
Coding region: 134-3136 (1000 amino acids)
Biological process (GO): regulation of transcription by RNA polymerase II
Molecular function (GO): DNA-binding transcription factor activity, RNA polymerase II-specific; RNA polymerase II cis-regulatory region sequence-specific DNA binding
Source: RefSeq, a predicted model, not a curated record